AUGCAUUGGUUAGCAUGGAGGAAAUUGUGUCGUCACAAGGCUGACGGGGGUCUGGGUUUUCGAGUCAUCGAGGAUUUCAAUACGGCUCUAUUAGCAAAACAAUUAUGGCGGUUAAUGGAGAACCAGGAAUCUCUAUUCGCUAAAGUGUUCAAGGGGCGAUAUUACCGGAAUUCAUCCCCCAUGGACCCUAUACGAUCUUACUCUCCGUCGUAUGGAUGGCAGAGUAUCAUCUCUGCUCGACCUCUGGUUCACAAGGGGCUUAUUAAACGAGUCGGUUCAGGUUCAUCUAUCUCUGUCUGGUAUGAUCCUUGGAUUUCAGAUUCACGCCCGAGGUCAGCUAUUUGCAAAGGAUUUAAUUACUACCCACAGUUAAUGGUGAGUCAGUUAAUUAAUUCCCAGUCAUCAACGUGGAAUCUUCCACUAUUACAUCAAUUGUUUGAGAGCGCAGAAAUUGCUCGAAUCACUGGUAUUACAAUUGCUUCGGGAUCCAAGCCCGAUCCUUGUGGGUGGAUAUUUACCAAAAUGGGUCGGUAUACGGUUAAAUCAGGAUAUGCUUUAUUACAGGACUUAAAAGAAGAGGAAACUCCCCCGGUUUUCGGACCAGAUACACGGAAAUUGCAGGCACAAUCAUGGAGAGUAAAAUGUACCACAAAACUUCAACAUUUUCUCUGGCAAAUCAUUACUGGUUGUUUAUCUGUGGGUGCCCGUCUAUGUAGUCGAGGUAUGAGAAUAGACCCACAAUGUGUGCGAUGUGGGAUGGCGGAUGAGACAAUAAAUCAUAUGCUUUUUGAAUGCCCACCAGCCAGACAGGCCUGGGCAUUGUCUCCUAUUCCUACGCCCCCAUCGGUUUUUCCUACGGCAUCUCUGUUCUCAAAUAUGGCACAUUUAUUCUCGAAUCUUCCAGAUAAUGAGAAUAUGUUGAUUUAUCCAUGGUUAUUAUGGUUUGUUUGGAAAGCGCGGAACUAUAAGGUAUUCUCGAAUGAAGAUCAGGAUCCUAGGGAUGUCAUCGAAUCGGCAAUAACUGAAGCUCGUGCAUGGGCAACUGCCCAGACGGCUGAAGUGAGGGAACCAGGGAGCACGGUCUCCCCCUCGGAAUCCAUUUUAGUGGGGGAAUGGUGUCAAGUAGAUGGGGCGUGGAAGGAAACUGAAUGUCGGGCGGGACUAGGCUGGUGUAAUUUUGACCCAGAUUUGGGGUCAGUUUUGUUUGGUGCUUGUAAUCAUAGACGGGGGUUAUCACCUUUACAGACAGAGCUGGAAGCUCUAACAUGGGAUAUGCAGUGUAUGCUAGUCCAUAAUAAACGGCGGAUGAAUUUUCAAACGAUUGUGCAGAUCUGA
Microthlaspi erraticum is the source of this 1335-nucleotide messenger RNA. Lineage: Eukaryota; Viridiplantae; Streptophyta; Magnoliopsida; Brassicales; Brassicaceae. The record is from the annotation of a GenBank genome assembly.